UUGAGCUCGAGGAUUUUGAUGUGGUUUUAUUGAAUUUUAACAAUUUACUUCAUUAUUCUUGGCAAAUAACUGAAUGGAAUUGUUUUUUCUAAUAGAAAUGUGUUCGUUUUAAUUUGAAAAGUUGUACUAAUUGUUGGACGUGACAAUAAAUUUUAGAUUAAUACGAUACAAAACAAAACCUCAAAAUGGAUGAAAGAAGUGUUGAAGAUACCCCGAUGUCUCAGAGGCUCACCAACGAUGACUUCAGGAAGCUCCUCAUGACGCCGAGGUCGACCCCCGCCGGGGGAGCACACCCGGCGGGGUCGGUGCGAGAAGCCAUGGCCAACGCUGGCUCUAUGCCACCACCUACAGAAAACAAAAGUGAAUUGAGAAGAAAAAAGAAAUCCUACUAUGCAGCUUUGAAAAAGCAGGAAGACAAUAAAUUGGCAGAGCUUGCAGAGAAAUACAGGGACAGAGCUCGGGAAAGAAGAGAUGGGGUCAAUGACAUCAACCCUAGUGAUCCUACAAGCACUGCGGGUAGUGCUUACAGAGCUGUAGCACCUGAUCUGAAGUCUGGGAUGGAUGCAAAGGAAAGGAGAAGACAAAUGAUUCAGGAAUCUAAAUACCUUGGUGGUGACAUGGAACAUACUCACUUGGUGAAAGGUCUGGACUAUGCUCUGUUACAAAAGGUACGCUCUGAAAUACAAACACGGGAACAAGAAGAGGAGGCGGAAAUGGAGCGACUAGUAGCAGCGCCCGUACCAGAACCCGUCAAAGAGAAAAAAGAAAUUCCAGUUGAAGAAGAGAUACAAUUUAAAACUCCUAUGGCCAAGAACAUUCACAAUUUAAUAAUGGAGCAGAAGAGCAAAAAAGUGACCCGCAACGAGCUUUUCGCUCACGGGCGCAUGGCGUACGUCGUCGAGUUAGACGAGGAGGGCACGAUAGACAGCGACAUCCCGACGACGCUCACCCGCAGCAAAGCGGACGUGCCCGAGCUAGACGAGCGCAGCUCCGCCAACAGCGCCAACGACGUCGUGCUUGAAAAGCUGGCGCAGAUAUUCUCCUAUCUGCGCCACGGACGCCAUCGCAAGCUCAAGAAGACUAAGGACAAGCCGACAGAGAAGGGUCGCAACGAAGACUCCAUCUAUGGCGACAUCGGCGAGUACGUGGCGGGCGAGCGCCGCGACCGCCGCGCCGACAGACCCGCUACCUACUUCGAUAAACCGCUCGAGACUGAUAAGGAGGAGGGUCCCGGAGUGUUACCGCGUCGUCAAGCGAGCGGCAACGUGGAGGAGCGAGACAAGAGAUCGGCGGCGCUGCUCAACCGGCUGGCGGCGGAGCCCGAGGGCUACGCCGAGUGCUACCCCGGCCUCCGCGAGAUGGACGACGCCAUCGACGACUCUGACGAUGAGGUGGACUACACCAAGAUGGACGCUGGCAAUAAGAAGGGACCUAUUGGUCGUUGGGACUUCGACACGGCGGAGGAGUACUCGGCGUACAUGAGCAGCAAGGAGGCUCUGCCGAAGGCCGCGUUCCAGUACGGCGUCAAGACGCAGGACGGCCGCCGCACGCGCAAGACCAAGGACAAGAGCGAGAAGGCCGAACUCGAUAGGGAGUGGCAGCAGAUACAAAACAUAAUACAGAAACGAAAAGCGCCGCAGUACACAGAAGACUCUGCGAGCUACAAGACUCCCAGAUACUAAAAGUUAACCUUAACAAUAAAAAUAUUUAUAUAGCGAAAAGUCAUACAAUGCGUCUUUGUCAUAAGUCGGUACUACAUAUAGGC
This is a messenger RNA of Aricia agestis (brown argus), 1765 nucleotides long. It is a transcript of the gene beag, whose product is annotated as protein Red. NCBI's taxonomy places the organism in Eukaryota, Metazoa, Arthropoda, Insecta, Lepidoptera, Lycaenidae. The coding region runs from base 186 to 1682 and encodes 498 amino acids. Gene Ontology annotation, biological process: mRNA splicing, via spliceosome. The transcript is spliced from 11 exons. The record is from RefSeq and is a predicted model, not a curated record. Gene Ontology annotation, cellular component: nucleus.